AUGGAAGGAAUUAACAGUAGUACGGAUGCUGCAGAAAUGAGCUUUGGCGAACUUAGGAAGACGCUGAGAAAAUUUAGAGAAAAUGGCACUAGAAAUGCAACAGUUACCUACAAACUGGGAAAGUACAUGUGCGACAAUUACUCCUCAAAACUCGGCAACGAAGUCUGGGACGUCUACGAGCAAAUGUUCUUCGCCUGCAUCGACUUGGGAAUCAACGACAUCGGCCUUUCCUACCUUCGCCAAAUCAAGGAGCAGUUUCCGGAGUCGAAGAGAGUUUACAGACUGAUUGGAGUUCUCCACGAAGCAGAUGGAGAAUUGGCAGAAGCGGAAGAACUCUACAAAGAGAUGCUGGAGGAAAACCCAGGCGAUGCAGCGAUGACGAAACGGCUUAUCAGCAUGUACAAAACUAAUGGAAAAACUGUCGAAGCCGUUAAGUUGCUUGUAUCGUACUUGGAAACGUACAAAUGCGACAAUGAGGCGUGGCUUGAACUAGCAGAACUGUACCUCAGCGAGUAUGAGUACGAAAAAGCUGCUUAUUGCUUCGAAGAGCUCAUUCUCAUCUCCCCCGCGAAUUAUUUAUACCACCAGAGAUACGCGGAAGUUCGAUACACAAUUGGCGGCGCUGAGAAUUAUCUCAUUUCCAAAAUGCACUUCUGUCAAGCUGCUCGCCUCUCAGGAAACAGCUCAAACAGAGCGCUCCUUGGAUUAGUCACAGUCUGCGAGACGCUCAGAGGCCUAAAGGGAGUGACAACAGAGGAUAAAGAAAGCUGCUUCAAACUAGUAAAAUGGGCGAAAGAAAAACUCACGGACAAGUACGAAAAAUCCAAGGUAGAAGUUUCCGACGCCUGCCCAAAGAAAAAUUCACCAAAGAUGACGGACCAUAUUGAUUCUGGCCUCGAGACUGUUUGUGCAAUUUUAGAUUCAGUCAAACUCUAG
Molecule: messenger RNA, 936 nt
Organism: Oikopleura dioica
Lineage: Eukaryota; Metazoa; Chordata; Appendicularia; Copelata; Oikopleuridae
Source: the annotation of a GenBank genome assembly